UUAUUUUACCCUGUGGUGUAUGGCGGAGGGCAGAGCCACCACCGGCCGGCCACCGCCCUCUCUGUCACUGACAUCUCCAUGUGCCACGAUCACUGCAUGUGGCUCCACCUCCAUUUCCUACUCACUCUUCCUCUCCGUCAUAAAACCUCGCCUCUCCAACUCCAAUCUCUCCAUAUAUAAAAGCUAAACCUGCUCCAUCUAGGCUACUAAUACAGCUUCGCUGCAUAGCUCGGCCAUUUCAUCCAUUUCUCUGCCUCAUCAAAACAUCAUCAUCCUAGGCACAAGCACAAACUUGGUGAGAAGAAGAAGCAUGAGCAAUGGCAGCUCCCCCACAUCCUCCCCUUCGGUCUGCUCGAGGUCCAUAAGUGAGGAUUCUUUGAGGAGGUACGUGAGCUACGCUAGCGAGAGCUGCAUCCAGGAGCUGCUGGCGGCGUCGGACUCCGGCGGCGCCGGGCGGGGCGGGGAAGGAAGUGGAGGAGGCGGCGAGGAGGACGACGGGUGGCAGACGCUGGCGUACUGCAACGGCGUGGAGAUAGCGAAGCGGCGGUCGGGCACGGGGCAGAUGUUCCGGAGCCGGUGGCUGCUCUACGCCGUCUCGCCGGAGCAGUUCAUGGCCGUCGCGAACGCCGUCGACGCCGCAAAGCAGUGGGAAUCUGACCUCGUCGACGCGACGUACAUCAAGGAGCUGGGCGACGACCUGAGCAUCAUCCACCUCAAGUUCGGCGACACCUCCAAGCGGCCGGGCGGCCUCUUCCGCCGCCGAGACCUCGUGGUGUACGAGCGGCGCCAGACCAUGGACGACGGCACGCUCGUGGUGGCCGUGGCGUCGCUGCCCAAGGAGAUCGCGGCGGGCCUUCUGCCACGGGACUCCAAGGGCCGGAGCUCCGUCGGCCGGGGCCUGCUCCUGCAGUCGGGGUGGGUCGUCGAGAAGCUCCUUGACGACGACGGCGUCGAGUCGUGCAUCGUGACCUACGUGGUGCAGCUUGACCCGACGGCGGGGUGGCUGCCCCGGUGCAUCGUCAGCCGGCUCGACAACAAGCUGGUCACCAUCAUCGCCAAGCUCAAGAAGCUGGCGCAGACCACCACGUGCCCGUCGGCGGCACCAGCCGCCCGUAGUUGCAACUCCGAGGAGGUGUGAUCCAGGAGAAUUAGGCAUCUGAAUUCUCUCGUGACGAAUACCAGAAAUGUCACCAUUAGGCGUAAAUACGGUUUUGUGGGAAAUGGUGUCUCGUAACUUGAGAGUUGCCUGCAUCCGUACUAGUAUUUGGUCGAGCGAGAAUGUGUGUAUACCUACUUUGGCUUUUGCAAUCGACUGCACAUAUGCAUGCUUCUAAGUGCUCAAAAAUAGCUGCAGUGUACUAAAGUAUAAACAAGAAGGUAGCUACAAUUUUGCCA
Molecule: messenger RNA, 1395 nt
Organism: Triticum aestivum (bread wheat)
Lineage: Eukaryota; Viridiplantae; Streptophyta; Magnoliopsida; Poales; Poaceae
Exons: 3
Coding region: 311-1138 (275 amino acids)
Molecular function (GO): lipid binding
Source: RefSeq, a predicted model, not a curated record